Molecule: messenger RNA, 6229 nt
Organism: Pogona vitticeps (central bearded dragon)
Lineage: Eukaryota; Metazoa; Chordata; Lepidosauria; Squamata; Agamidae
Source: RefSeq, a predicted model, not a curated record
UCCUCUCCCGGAGCCUUCUUUCCGCUGCCCUCUCACCAAACUGUGGUUGCUUUAACUCCUUCUGGAACCGAAGAAGGGAGCCUCCGCGGCGCGCCGACCUUCCCCGCCCGCCCGCGCGCCCUCGCCUGCAGCGCUUUUGAGGAUUACUGGCUGCACAAAGCCGGCUGCCUGCUCCGGCCCAGGGAGGGAUUUACCUGCUGCUGGCGAGCAAGCGCUGCCGCCGCCGCCGCCUCCUCGCCCCAAAGGCGUCGCGGCGUCGCCAUCGAGAGGAUUGCGCGGCGGCUGAGGCAACGCCGGGGACCCCGCUCGGCGCGCCCCCCCUUGCCCUUUCGCGCCGGGGAGAAAACUUUUCGGCUCUUUAGGGCGGCUCUUCGGAGCUCAACUCGCCGGCGCGGGGAGCCGUGACGGCGACACCGAAGGCGCCUCUCGGCGGGUCCGGGGAAGGGGGGCGCCCUUCAGGCUGCCAGAUCAAUGAUGUCUGUCCAUACAUGACACUUGUAAUGCAGUGAUUUGCUGCACAGGCUGCAGAGGAGAUAAUAUGGCCUAGUAGAAUUGACCUGUGAAGACUCUAUGAUGUCCACGGUUAGCAGUUUCAGGAAAAACCAUCAGGCUGUGAGCCUGGAAGGCGUUGACCCAGAAACGUGUAUGAUAGUGUUCAAAACCCAUUGGGCACAGGUUGUGAAAAUCUUAGAGAAGCAUGACCCUUUGAAAAAUAAUCAGGCAAAAUAUGGGGCAAUUCCUCCUGAUGAGGCCAGCACUGUGCAGAAUUAUGUAGAACACAUGCUCUUUCUUUUAAUUGAAGAACAAGCAAAAGAUGCUGCAAUGGGACCUAUUCUGGAGUUUGUUGUCACAGAGAAUAUAAUGGAGAAACUUUUCCUUUGGAGUCUCAGGAGAGAAUUCACUGAUGAAAUGAAAGUUGAACAACUGAAGAUGUACGAAAUGCUUGUCACUCAGUCCCACCAGCCUCUGCUACAUCACAAACCCAUCCUGAAGCCUUUGAUGAUGUUGCUGAGUUCUUGCUCAGGAACUACAACUCCAACAGUGGAAGUAGAGCUGGUAGUUCUUCUUAACCAGUUAUGCUCAAUCCUAGCCAAAGAUCCAUCUAUUUUGGAACUCUUUUUCCAUACCAGGGAGGACCAAGGAGCUGCAAACUUCCUCAUUUUUUCUCUCUUGAUUCCCUUCAUUCACCGAGAAGGGACUGUUGGACAGCAGGCCCGUGAUGCACUCCUUUUUAUAAUGUCACUUUCUGCAGAAAACAAUGUGGUUGCAAAUUACAUAGUAGAAAACACUUAUUUUUGUCCGGUGCUAGCAACAGGCUUAAGUGGCCUAUAUUCAUCUUUGCCUACAAAGCUGGAAGACAAAGGAGAAGAAUGGCACUGUUUGCUGAAAGAUGACUGGCUUCUUUCUCCAGCUCUUGUGCAGUUUAUGAAUUCUCUUGAGUUCUGCAAUGCAGUAAUACAGGUAGCACAUCCAUUGAUUCGCAACCAGCUUGUGAACUACAUUUAUAAUGGGUUUUUGGUACCUGUUAUGGCCCCAGCUCUCCAUAAGGUGACUGUAGAAGAGGUAAUGACUACAACAGCAUACUUGGAUCUCUUCUUGCGGAGUGUUUCAGAGCCUGCUUUACUCAAGAUCUUCCUCCGGUUCAUCCUGCUGCACCGCCAUGAAAAUGUGCAUAUCCUGGACACCCUCACAAGCCGCAUAAACACUCCAUUUCGGCUCUGUGUGGUGUCUUUGGCAUUGUUCAGAACACUUAUCAGCUUGCAUUGUGAAGAUGUGAUGCUACAACUAGUUUUAAGGUACUUGAUACCUUGCAGUCACAUCAUGUUCAGUCAGAGAUGGGCUGUGAGAGAAAAAGACUGGUAUUCUGUAUCUGCUGCUAGAUUGCUUGCUUUGACUCCAGUCUGCUGUUCCAGUGGGAUCACGUUGACUUUUGAAAGACAAGAAAAAGAUCAUAUUCUUUGGAAAAAGAACACACCUGGGGAAGAUUCCUUGGAAGAGUCUUCCAGUGGGAGCAUUGCAAACUCCACCUGUAUUGUAGAAUAUGGCAAAACUGUUGAUAUUAGUUACCUGCAGUAUCUCUGCGAUGCACAGACUCUCAUACUCCACUGUAUGAACGAUUGUGAGGUUUGGUCUGCUCCAUAUGAUGGUGAAAACCCUGAUCCAUCUAUGUUUAUACAAACUCUGGCCGAGGAGGAUGGUAAAAACCUAGACCAACCAAUUUUCCGACUCCAGUACAAAACUCCUAGUAACUGUAGUUCUUCUCAGGUGACAUCCUUUGGGGAAAAGAGCCAACUUGAACUGGAAUGGGAUGAUAGCUAUGACACAGGGAUCUCUCCUGGAUCUGAUAUGGGUUCACCUCGACAUGAUGAUGAUUCACAGAAUGGAGAUUCACAACCUCCUGCACAACCACCAAAGCACAUUCAAGAAAUGAAGAAAAAUGCAAUAAUGUUGAUCAAAGGGUCAUAUAUAGAGGAAUCAGACUUUCAGGAUGAUGUUAUGGUUUAUAGGUUAUGUGCCCAAAAGGAUACACAGGAAUCAGACAUCUUAAAGGAGAAAGCUUUAAUAGCAGAAUCCCAAAAUACAGACAGUCUCCAAGUGCUUCCGACUAAUGGUCCCCUUAAAAGCUCACAGCUGGAGUGCGAUGUGAAAUAUUCAAAGUUAACAGAAAAAACAACAGCUGAAGUCCAUGACAGCAUUUUCAGAACAGCCCCUCAACCUGAAAUAGAACCAGCGUUAUGUUCCUCCGAGGUGGAUCACAAUGUUAAUGGGAGAUUGCUGAGCCCGGAGAAUGAGGAUUUUAUUUCUCAAUGUGAUAACAUCAUUAAAGAAUUGGAUUCUAACUCUACAGGAUUAGUAGAACUUAAACUGCUUAUCCCUGAUGCUGUCUCCCCAGUGGAAGAAGAAGAGGACUUUGAAAAUUUUUCAGCUGAUACACCGUCAGCAGAAAGCAUGCCUUCACCCUUUGGAACAAAAGAUGCAUGGUCUGGCAAUUCUACAAGAAUCCAAAACAUCCCAUUUACAGGACCAUUUAUUAGUGUGGUGCUAUCAAAGCUGGAAAACAUGUUGGAAAACUCCUUGCAUGUGAAUUUGCUGCUUAUUGGUAUCAUAACUCAUCUGGCCAGUUACCCACAACCCCUCCUUCGUUCCUUUCUACUCAAUACGAAUAUGGUAUUUCAGCCUAGUGUGCGAUCGUUAUACCAGGUGCUGGCAUCUGUGAAGAACAAAAUUGAGCAGUUUGCUUCUAUUGAAAAGGACUUUCCUGGUCUUCUCAUGAAAGCCCAACAGUACUUGCUUUUACGAGUGGACAUGUCAGAAAUUCCUCCACAGGCAUUGACCAAAGAGAGUAUACAGCACAACAGUGCAGCGGGGAAAGGUAGAAACCUUUCAGAAGCAUCUCAAGUUAUCCUGCAGCCUUUUUUGGGAAGUAAGGCAAAGAAAGGAAGCACUCUUCCCAAUGUUCCCCUGCACGUCCAGAACGCUAUACUGGCAGCGGCCCUCUUUCCGGAAUUUCUUAAAGAGCUGGCAGCUCUUGCACAGGAACAUUCCAUUCUAUGUUACAAAGUAUUUGGCGAUUUUGAGGAUAUUCAUUAGUUUUAAGUUCAGUUGUUGUUUUUUAAAAAAAGACUGUUAAAUUUUCGUUUUAAACACAGAGCUACUUAUAAAGAGAAUACUACUUUAUAUUCCUGGUAAUACUUGAUUUGGGGGAAAUUGUUACAUUCUUACAUUGGGCCUUAUUUCCAACUGUGCAACGUAUAUAUGUGAUGCAUGGACAAAACCAGCUUUUAUUUUACUUUUCUUUCAUUCCUCAUUUUACUUAUUUCAAUUUCCCUCUUAAAAUGUUGCAGUAGACACUUUGGGAAAGGUGUCACAACUGUGUAAGCAACUACACACUACUACAGUGGAAAAUUUGCAGCUCUCCAGAUGUUGGACUCUCCCCUCCCUCCCUUCCAAGACCAGCAUGAAAAGUCCACUAAGCCUUUUAUGUAAAUUACUUUUUAUGUAUGGGGUGGGUGGGAUAGAUAUUUCCAUCUAAAUUCUUUAUUAGAGGCUAGAGUUGUGAUUCCAAAUGGACACAACAUAUAUAUAACCCCAUUACCUGGAGAAAGCAGGUGCAUACCAUAUUGCCUUAUGCUGUGGACAGGUCUGACACUGUCAGUUGUUCACUCCUUUUGUAGUUUAGAUGGAAUGAGUAAAUAAAUGCUGAGUACAAAGAGUGUGGAACAAUUCCCUGCCAUUUCUCAGCACUCUUUGAAAAGACUAGAUUGUUACCUAAGCCCUCAAGCCUUAUUUUAGUAAGAUUUGCACAUGGUAAAAUGUUUCUAUGCAAGCUGUAUUUUUUUGUAGUACACAUUUGUACAUUUUUAUUGACAAACUGAAGAUAAACAUUUAAGAAAUGUUUUAGUAGUGUUAAAAGAUUAACUUGCUGUUACUUUUUUGCAAGUCAUAGUUUCGUAAAAUGGAGAAAAUAGCCUGCUUCUGUAAGCUGGUUUUGUUUUUGUUUUUAGUUCAAAGAAAAGCUUUGUGAUACCUAUAAACUCUGGGUAUUUAUUUAUGUUGACUUGUCCUAAUAUUGCACUUUGGAGAGAUGGCAGAAAUGUAUUGCAUACUAGUAGUAGAGAAGAAGCUACCUGAGAUAUAAACCCUGAAACCUGUUGCGUUUGGUGUUCAAUUGCUCAAGAACGUUUUCUAUUGUGAAUAAUGAAACUCAUUAGAAUGGGUCCAAACAUGAUGAAUUGGUACAUUACAGCUGCAUUUCAGCUCGAGCUAGUAAGAGUAAUGGUUCCUCUGAUGUUCAAGUAGGCUUUAUGCGACUAGUGGCUCAGUACUUGGAAGCCUUUAUUUUCUUUUACAGGAGGUAGAUAGGAGAAAUUGCUCCAAAAUCAAUGGAAAGAGAAUGUUUAGACAGGGCUCGAAAGCAAUUGGUUUUGUGCCUGUUUGUAAAUUUCACAGUGAUGUAUUAAUAGCAGGAGGAAGAGUUUGUGUCUUCCAUGAUACAACACGGCACCUGAAUCUUGGAGGACUUCCAGGUGCUUGCCAGAAGAAUGUCACUUGAUUCUUUGAGAAAUGCACUGUUGGCAGGAAAAUAUUAAUCCAUUGAUUUUUCCCUGACCUGGUCUCUGCUAGUCAUAGAAAACAAAGGGGAAGAAGUCUGCAUCUUCCUAUAGGUUUCAUCUUACUCUGUAUAGUGAAAGCUCUUACCUAAGUAAGGACCUGCCAGUCCUUUUCUUUAGCCUAUUGAUUUCUUCACACCCUGCUUCAGUUCCUUGGACAGUGAAUGCAGUGACCUCAUAAUUUUAGUCCUGGCAUCUAAUCCACGAAAAAAAAUCUGGCUGAUUAUACAUCUGUGUGCUAAUUGUACUCAGUUUCAGAAAUGGAGGUCAACAGAAGUCACAUUAUCCUGCUCUUAUCUGAAGUUGGUAGAUAAGAUUUUUUAUUUGUCUACCCAGGGCUUUUUAAUGGAGGUAUGACUGUAAAUUGCAUCACUUUAAAUAUGCUUGAAGAUGAUUUCUGUAAUACAUGUAAUUUGUUUGUCUGAUCAAGUUCCCUGUAUCUGCUGCAGUGUGUAGAACCUCUCUACAGUCACAGAUUUCCCUGUUUCCUCCAUGACACACAUACACGCACAAAACAAACCUACCUGUUUUUAUGUAUUUGUACACUUCUGGUGAAUUUGCUGAUUUUCCAUUCUAAAAGCAACUUACAGUUGUGAGGACAUUUUUUCCUUAACACUGUCCAAUCCAGUACUAAGUCACAACUAGAGCAGGCUCAUUGAAUCAACGAAACGUACAUGUUUGAGGGCAACUUGAUUUUAUAACCUAUUUUGCCAGAGUGCCUUCAGUGGUUUUAUAUUGUUUUAACUAUGAAGGCUACUAUUAACAGCUGAAAGAAGAGAGGAAGACUGUCUUUCUGAUUUUAACUUUAAUAAUGAGGUGUUAAAAGCAUGGAUCAGAGUUAGAAGCAAGUCCCUAAAAGGGGUCUUUAGAGUCCUGGCAGUACCUUUUUCCAUCCCCCACCCCCAGUACAUAUACUGAAAAGUAAAAGCUGCAAAGACACGAUGUUGGCAAGUGGACUGUUCUUUACCUCUGUGAAUGAAAAAUACAAGAUGUUUGUUGCUGUUCUGGUUUGUGUUUCGUAUUUCAAAAGCACCCAAACUUUUCAAAAGCUCCUGUGAACUCCAUCUCUUCUGUGUCCCGAUGUAAUUACCCGAGCUGUGAUUACACCACUAAUUCAA